Messenger RNA from Athene cunicularia (burrowing owl), 858 nucleotides. It is a transcript of the gene ROPN1L, whose product is annotated as rhophilin associated tail protein 1 like. The record is from RefSeq and is a predicted model, not a curated record. NCBI's taxonomy places the organism in Eukaryota, Metazoa, Chordata, Aves, Strigiformes, Strigidae. The coding region runs from base 169 to 825 and encodes 218 amino acids. The transcript has 6 exons.
GGAGCAGUGGGUGCUGAGGAGCAGCUGGCACUGGCCCUACUGUGCUUGGCAGGGCAGCCCAGGCUGCCAGCGGCAUUGCUGAGGCCGAGGCACCAGGCCGGUGCUUGUGGCCGAGCCUGCCCUUUGAAGCAGCAGCCUCGGGUCCCUGUAACUGAACUCAAAGAGAUCAUGCCUCUUCCAGAAACCAUGUUCUGUGCUCAGCAGAUUAAAAUCCCCCCUGAGCUACCUGAUAUUCUGAAGCAAUUUACUAAAGCUGCUAUUAGGACUCAACCUCAUGAUGUUUUGCAGUGGGCAGCUGCGUAUUUUUCGGCGUUGUCAAAAGGCGAGCCCCUUCCUGUGAAGAAAAGGAUUGAAAUGCCUUUAGCAGCAGAGAAAACAGAUGCUGGUUUGACCCCAGGACUCCUUAAAAUCUUGCAUGAGCAGCUGUCUCCCAAAGGCAUGGUGAGCGUUGCACAACUGAAGGAGAAAUGGAAGCACUUGUGCUUGCCAGAAGAGCAGCUGAAAGCUAUCUUGCAGUUGGAUGACUUCGGUGAGGAGGUGGAAUGGAUGAAGGUUCUGGCACUUGGGUGCAGCGUGCUCGGCAGGUCUUUACUGAGUUCAAUGAAACACGCCUGUGAAAUCUUAACAAGGGAGCCAGAAGGAGGAGCGGCUUGCAUUCCCUUUGAAACAUUCUCAUUCCUCUACUCCUAUUUAGCCAGUAUUGAUGGAGAGAUACCAGAGGAGAAAACUGAAGUAUUCCUCCACAGAAUUAAAGAACAAGCUGACCAACAAGCUGGCAUGGUGCUGCUCAGAAACUUUCUGACUCAGCCCUCAACACUGUUUUGAUUGAAGCCUACUCUUCAGCACCAGGUGAUAGGG